Microdochium trichocladiopsis is the source of this 732-nucleotide messenger RNA. Its product is annotated as Der1-like family protein. Gene Ontology annotation, molecular function: misfolded protein binding; ubiquitin-specific protease binding. The record is from RefSeq and is a predicted model, not a curated record. Lineage: Eukaryota; Fungi; Ascomycota; Sordariomycetes; Xylariales; Microdochiaceae. Gene Ontology annotation, cellular component: endoplasmic reticulum membrane; Hrd1p ubiquitin ligase ERAD-L complex. The coding region runs from base 1 to 732 and encodes 243 amino acids. Gene Ontology annotation, biological process: endoplasmic reticulum unfolded protein response. The transcript has 2 exons.
AUGGACCAGAUGAUGGGGGAUGGCGGCCGAUUCCCGCUCGAGGCAUGGUUCUGGGAGAUGCCCAUAGUCACCCGCUGGUGGACAACCGCAACUGUCCUGACGAGCGCCCUCGUGCAGUGCCAGAUGGUGACCCCCUUCCAGCUCUUCUACAGCGUCCGCACAGUGUUUGGCAAGGGCGAGUACUGGCGCCUCCUGACGACGUUCCUCUACUUCGGUCCAUUCACACUCGACCUGCUCUUUCACGUCUACUUCCUCCAACGAUACGCCCGCCUGCUCGAAGAGUCCUCGGGCCGAUCGCCGGCUCACUUCUCAUGGCUGCUCAUGUACGCCAUGGCGUCGCUUAUCCUUAUGUCACCGCUCGUCUCGAUGCCUUUCCUUGGGCACCCACUGUCCUCCACGUUGGUCUACAUCUGGUCGCGUCGCAACCCCAACACGCAGCUGAGCUUCCUCGGCUUGCUGGUGUUCACGGCGCCGUACCUGCCGUGGGUCCUGAUGGGCUUCAGCCUCGUUAUGCAUGGAACUGUGCCUAAGGACGAGAUCAUGGGCGUUGUUAUUGGCCACGUAUGGUAUUUUUUUAAUGACGUCUACCCUCCCAUGCACAAUGGUUCGAGACCGCUGGACCCGCCAGCCUUCUGGCGUCGGCUAUUUGAGCGAAGGAGGAGAGAGGAGACUGCCGACAACGUCAACAACGACUUUGCCGUUGCAGGCGCGGGGCCACCCGAAGUCCGGUAA